AUGAACGCCCCGUUCGCGCCGCCGGGCGGCGCCUGGCAAGAGCAUCGCACCCCCGAUGGCCGCCUCUACUACUACAACGCUCUGACCAAGGUCACGCAGUGGACCAAGCCCGAAGAGCUCAUGAGCCCCGCCGAGCGCGCACUCGCAAAUCAGCCAUGGAAGGAGUACACGGCCGAGGGCGGUCGCAAGUACUGGUACAACACUGAGACGAAGCAGAGCUCGUGGGAGAUGCCCGACGUCUACAAGCGAGCCCUGGCCGGCGGCGGCGAGGCCACCCCGACGACACCAGCGACACCGGCCACCCCGCACACCGCUCAGGGCGGCAGCCACCACGGUGGAUUGGGAGGUGCCGAUCAUUACCGCGACCAUCGUGAGCCUCUCAAUGAAUCGCGACAGCUGACCUCGGGCAACAACAUCCAGGCUCAAGCCUUCGUCCCGGCCUCCAACGACCCCGAGUAUGCCACUGCCGAGGAGGCCGAGGCCGCCUUCGUCAAGCUCCUCCGCCGCGCCGGCGUCCAGCCCGACUGGACGUGGGAGCAGACCGUCCGGGCCACCGUCAAGGAUCCGCAGUUCCGCGCCAUCAAAGACCCCAAGGACAGGAAGGCUGCCUUCGACAAGUACUGCCACGAUGUCGUCGUCCAAGACAAGGAACGUGCAAAGGAGAGGCUGACGAAGCUGCGUGCCGAUUUUGCGACCAUGCUGCGGAGCCAUCCCGAGAUCAAGCACUACACGCGCUGGAAGACGGCCCGCCCCAUAAUCGAGGGCGAGACCAUCUUCCGCUCCACAAAUGACGAGAACGAGCGGCGCCAGCUGUUUGAAGACUACAUCGCCGACCUCAAGAAGGCCCACAAGGAGCAGCAGGUUGCCAUGCGCAAGAGCGCCAUGGACGGCCUGAUCGAGCUACUGCCGACUCUGAGCCUGGAGCCCUACACACGCUGGUCCGAGGCCCAGGAGACCAUCCAGAGCACCGCUCCUUUCCAGAAUGACGAGAAGUACAAGUCCCUCACCAAAUACGACGUCUUGACCGUUUUCCAGAACCACAUCAAGGCCUUGGAGCGCAAGUUCAACGAGUCGUUACAGGAAGAGAAGAACAAGCGGCUCCGCCGCGACCGCAAGGCCCGCGAUGACUUCAUCGCCCUCCUCUCCGAGCUCAGAAAGGACGGCAAGAUCAAGGCGGGCACCAAGUGGAGCUCCAUCUACCCGCUCAUCGCAUCUGACGAGCGCUAUCUGGCCAUGGCUGGCCGCCCCGGCUCUACCGCCAUGGAGCUGUUCUGGGACGUGGUCGAGGAAGAGGAGCGUGCCCUGAGAAGCAUCAGGAACGAUGUCCUCGACGUCAUCGAUGACAAACGCUUCGAGGUCACCCCGAAAACCACUUUCCAAGAGUUUGAGUCUGUCGUCAAGGGAGAUCAGCGCACAGCUAACAUUGAACGCGAAACUUUGGAGCUUAUCUUUGAGCGGGUUCAAAAACGGGCUAAGCGCACCGACGAGGACAGGCAGUUGGACCGUCAGCAGCGCCGCGCCCUGGAAGAUCUCCGUGCGCACAUGAAACGGAUGGACCCCCCCAUCAGCGUCAAUGACACUUACGAGCAGGUUCGGAGCCGGCUGGCUCACGUUCCCGCCUUCCAGGCUGUCAAUUCGGAUGAAGCGCGGCGGGGGGCCUUCGAGAAGCACAUCCGCCGCCUCAAGGAGAAGGAGGACGAGGCCGAGCGGGAGCGCCAGCGCCGCCGUGACCGCCCGGACAGCUAUCGUGACAGAGGUGAGCGAUCUCAUCGCAGCAGUGCCCGUUCUGUGAGGAGCCGCAGCCCGGUGGAGCACAAUACCUACGAGGCCGAGCGCCGCCACGCCGUGGCCGAGCGCGAGCGUAACUACCGCAAGACCAGCGCGGCUGAUGUCCUGCUCUCGGAUCGCCGGUCUCCCGCUCGCCGGUCUCCGUCUCUGCGCGAUCGGGACCGCGACCGCGAACGUGAGCGUGAACGUAAUCGUGACCGUGAACGUGAUCGUGACCGUGAUCGUGACCGUGAUCGCGACCGCGACCGCGACCGCGAUCGGGACCGUGACCGGCGCGACUACCGCGAUCGUGACUACCGCGACCGUGACCGUGACCGAGACCGAGAGCGCGACAGGGAUUGGGAUCGCGAGAGGGACCGGGACCGGGAUCGGGAUCGGGAGCGGGAGCGGGAUCGUGAGAGGGACCGCGACCGCGACCAUCGCGACCACCGGGACUACGACCGCCGCCCUCCCCGCCUGGACGAGGUCAACCACUACGACCGCGAGCGCCGCAGCCGCGAGGAGGACCGCGAACGCAUCUACCGCCGCCGCAUCCUGGAGCGCGACGUCGACGAGCUGCCGUACGGCGACGAGCGGCCGCCCAGCUCUUCGUACUCGCGCACGCGGCCCCGCCCGUCCGAAGAGGACGACCACGACCGGCGGGACGGCAACAGGCCGGCCGCGAAACGUGUCAAGGUCGAAGGCGGCAGCAGCGAGCGCAGCAGCAGUGGCGAUCGUCCCCCGAGCCGCGGCCAGCGCACUCCGCUCCCCAGCAAGGAGAAGGAACGGCCGUCGCCGAGCGUCCGGGCGGGGAGCGAGGAGGGAGAGAUCGAAGAGGACUAG
Thermothelomyces thermophilus ATCC 42464 is the source of this 2610-nucleotide messenger RNA. RefSeq lists its product as uncharacterized. Gene Ontology annotation, cellular component: U1 snRNP; U2-type prespliceosome. Gene Ontology annotation, biological process: mRNA cis splicing, via spliceosome. Lineage: Eukaryota; Fungi; Ascomycota; Sordariomycetes; Sordariales; Chaetomiaceae. Gene Ontology annotation, molecular function: protein binding; RNA binding. Bases 1 to 2610 code for a protein of 869 amino acids. The record is from RefSeq and is a predicted model, not a curated record. The transcript is spliced from 6 exons.